UAUCUUGGGCUUUUAUUCUUAAGGGGUCCGCAGACACUCCCCGAGAUGAGAUAUUAUUAUUAUGAUUUAACUGAAAAAGCAGAGGAGGAGGAGAAGUUAGCAUCAAGCCAACACAUUUUUGGUGUCAAGUCGUUCGUCUGUAAAUUCUUGCUCUCCCUUUCCUCCUCCACCUCCUUCGUCAUCGGAUGCCCACGCCCGCUGUAAAAAGAGUCGCUUGCAUCUCCUGAUCUGGGAACUGCCCCGCAUCUCAUUUCUAAUUUGAAACACCAGACAGAAGAAAGACGCGAGCUUUGCAAUGUGGGCAUUUUCAACGCUCGGACAAGAGUAACGCCUCCUUUCUUGGUUUUGACAGCAACAUCCUCUGCCUACUCUCCCCGCCACUUCUACUUUCUCUCUCCUCAGCUAUGUCUUCCAAGUCCAAAUCCACUUCGUCGGAAACUCCCAAUAGCAAAGCUUCCCCCGCAACUCCAAGAGUCAGCAAAUUGGGUCGUGGGUUGACGAAAGCGGAGCCUGAUGCAUCCGCUCCAUCCCCCAAUCCGCGCCUCUCGGUUGAUCGCUCCCCGCGCUCUGUCGCCUCUAGACCCACAGUUGAUCGCCGCUCCCCCAAGCUCACUACUCCACCUGACAAGCCCUUUUUCUGUAUGUACUUCCAGAAGCCGGUCUCGAGGGCGUUGAAGAGCUCUGACUUGCAAACACAAUUAAAUCUUGCUCAAGAUGAACUUAAGAAAGCAAAGGAACACGUGGCUUUGAUUGAGAAGGAGAAGGCAAAAGCUCUUGAGGAACUCAAGGAAACGCAAAAGGCUGCUGAAGAUGCUAACGAAAAGCUUAGGGAUGCUAUGGUGGCACAGAAGCGAGCCGAGGAGAGUUCAGAAAUUGAAAAGUUCAGGGCUAUUGAGUUGGAGCAGUCAGGGAUCGAGGCUGCUCAAAAGAAGGAAGAAGAAUGGGAGAGAGAGCUUGAAGCUGUGAGAAGCCAACAUGCCUUGGAUGUGGCUGCUCUUCUCUCCACUUCUCAGGAGCUCCAAAGGAUUCAACAUGAGCUGGCCAUGGCUUGUGAUGCCAAGAAUCAGGCGCUGAACCAUGCUGACGAUGCGACUAAAAUUGCCGAGAUACAUGCAGAGAAGGUGCAGAUUCUCUCGGCCGAGCUGACCAGAUUGAAAACUUUGCUUGAUUCAAAGCUUGAAACAGAGGCCAGUGAAAACAACAAAAUGGUGUCGCAGCUCAAGGUAGAAAUUGGCUCUCUGAGAGAAGAACUUGAGAAGGCCAAAGGCUUUGAAGAGAAGUUGGCGGAAAGAGAAGCUUCUAUUGAGCAACUUAAUGUUGAGCUAGAAGCUGCAAAGAUGGCCGAGUCUUAUGCACACAGUCUAGUGGAAGAAUGGAAAAACAAGGUCCAGGACUUGGAGAUUAGUGUAGAGGAGGCUAAUAAGUUGGAGAAAUCAGCAUCAGAAUCUUUGACUUCUGUGAUGAAACAGUUAGAGAGAAGCAAUGAUUUGCUUCAUGAUGCUGAAUCCGAAGUUGCUGCUCUUAAAGAGAAGGUGGGUUUGCUGGAACUGACGACUGGAAAGCAAACAGGAGAUCUGCAGGCGUCAGAACAUCGCCUUGAUGAGGUGAAGGAAGAAAACUUGGAAAUGGGAAAAAUGAUCGAGUCUCUUAGAACUGAGCUCAAUACUGUGAGGGAAGAGAAAACUCGAGCUGUGAACAAUGAGAAACUUGCAGCUUCUGAUGUUAAAAGUCUGUUGGAAGAGAAAACCAAACUUGUCAGUGAUUUGAAAAUUUCCAAGGAGGAAGAAGAGAAGAGCAAAAAGGCAAUGGAGAGUUUAGCUUCAGCCUUGCAUGAAGUUUCUGCUGAAGCAAGGGAUACGAAAGAGAAGCUUGUGUGCAUUCAAAUUGAGCAUGAAAACUGUGAGUCCCAGAUGGAGGAUCUUGAAUUGGUCUUGAAAGCGACAAAUGAGAAAUGUGAAACUAUGCUUGAUGAUGCAAAACAUGAAAUGGAUAUUCUUGCAGCUGCUGUUGAACAAUCCAAGAAUGAAUACGAGAACUCCAAGGCAGAGUGGGAGCAAAAGGAACUUCAUCUGGUUGACUGUGUGAAGCAGUCAGAAGAAGAAAAGAAUGGCUUGCAAAAAGAGAGAGAGAGGCUGUUAAAUUUGCUCAAACAGGCUGAAGAAAAUGCUGGUGCUGCAAACCAAGAAGAAGCUCUGUUAAAGGAUAGUCUGAACAAAGCCGAAGCUGAGGUCACUUACUUACAGGAAGCUCUUGGAGGAGCAAAGGCUGAGAGCAUGAAAUUCAAGGAAAGCUUACUGGACAAAGAAAAUGAGUUGCAGGGUAUUCUUCAAGAAAAUGAGGAGCUUCGGACAAGGGAAGCUGCUUCUCUUGCGAAGGCUGACGAAUUAUCUAAGCUUCUUGAAGAAGCUAGGGUGAAACUUCACAGCGAGGAAAAUGGUGAGCUCUCGGAUACUGAAAAGGAUUAUGAUUUGCUUCCAAAGGUGGUUGAAUUCUCUGAGGAGAAUGGACAUGGAAGAGAAGAAAAGCACAUGGUGGAGACUCCACCAAAAGAUGAAGAAUCUAGGGUGGAAAAUUUCCCAGAACAGAAUAAUGUGUCAGAGGAUGUGUCUGAUCCAAUGGUUGUGGCCAAAAGUGAGUGUAUGAAUGGGAAAACAGAGGAUGAGAGCAAAGGAAAAGAAGAAAAGUCAGUAGAGGUCGAAUACAAGAUGUGGGAGAGUUGCAAAAUCGAGAAGAAAGAGUUUUCACCAGAGAGAGAACCAGAGCAGGAAUCAGUUGAAGAGGAAGCGGACUUAAAGGCUGAUGGUGGUGGGAGCUGCGAUCAGAUAAACGGGACAAACUCAUCAGAGAACAUUAAUGACGGUGGAAGCUCACCAUCCAAGCAGCAAAAUCCAAAGAAAAAGAAACCGUUGCUCCGCAAGUUCGGAAGUUUACUAAAAAAGAAGGGUGCAAGCAAUCCGAAAUGAACGAA
Messenger RNA from Rhodamnia argentea, 2968 nucleotides. RefSeq names its product WEB family protein At5g16730, chloroplastic-like. Gene Ontology annotation, biological process: reciprocal meiotic recombination. Lineage: Eukaryota; Viridiplantae; Streptophyta; Magnoliopsida; Myrtales; Myrtaceae. Bases 405 to 2963 code for a protein of 852 amino acids. The record is from RefSeq and is a predicted model, not a curated record. The transcript has 3 exons.